Messenger RNA from Trypanosoma theileri, 2361 nucleotides. Its product is annotated as polyphosphate synthetase Protein. The transcript has a single exon. The coding region runs from base 1 to 2361 and encodes 786 amino acids. Lineage: Eukaryota; Euglenozoa; Kinetoplastea; Trypanosomatida; Trypanosomatidae. The record is from RefSeq and is a predicted model, not a curated record.
AUGCCAUUUAGCAAAGCAUGGCGUAAUGCGGUGUAUCCCGACUUCCAGGAGCAGGGAGCGUACAUUAACUACAAAGCUACAAAAGAUAUACUUCAUCGUAUGAAGGAAGAUAUCGCCAACCCAACCACCCCUGAUGAGCUUUACAGUUCACUAAUAGAGCAAAAGUGCCGAGUGUAUAAGUGGUGUGAGAAAAAAGUAAAAGAACUUUUAAUGGUUGCUGAGGCCCUCGACGCGGCAUGUGAGUACCUUACAGAUGAGGAGACACCAACAAACCUUAGUUUGGUUCUCAACACUUUGGGAAGUGGUAAAGUGAAGAAUAUUCCUCCUAAUGAAGCACGACUGGUGGCAGAUGCUAUUAUGCAUGAACUUCUUCGUUUUGUUGAAUGUCGUAAUUUAAACAUGGAUACCAUUGAACAUAUUAUUGGACGUAUGUAUCGUUAUGCUGUUUUGGGACCUACAGGAGAUCGAUGGAAAAAUAUUAAUACUGAAUAUGACUUUUAUGAACUCUCUAUUGAUGAGAUAUUUUAUCUUCUUUCACGAGUGUACGACCGUGUACUUGAAGCAGAAAAUAUGCGUAGUGUUAAACGGUCUGGUAUUCCUGCUGGAACAGUUGGUACACAAGUUUUUGAUCGUCGUUCCGUAAAAUAUUGGGUACAUCUACAAGAUCUACCUUUUGUUAUUGCUCGUAUUAUUCCACAUUUACCGUUAAGCACUUUUAAGGAUACGUAUAAAAUAAGCAAAGAGACUGGUCUUCCUUUUAAAUUGGGUUCACCUGUCAGCAGUGUGUAUUGGGAUAAUGCUAAAUUUCUUCUUUACCAUCGUCGUCUUGAAAGACUAGAAGGUGCAACACUUAUUCGUAUGCGUUGGUAUGGAGAUACAUUUGAUCCAGAUUGGAAUAAAUUGGGUCCAGAUGAUAAUGUUUUUAUGGAGAUUAAGGUUCACCAUGAAGCAUGGAGUGGAGAACGAAGUAAUAAACGUCGUUUUGCCCUUAAAGAAAAAGAGGUAGACCAAUACGUACAUGGAGACCUUAGCCUUAUUCCUGCUGUAAAUAAAUUACGUGCAAAGAAUGCUUCUGAAAAGCAAGUACGGGAUUUUAUGUUUUUGGCUACAGAAAUUCUUACAAAAAUUCAUGCAUAUGAUCUUAAACCAGUACUUCGAACCCAAUGUUGUCGUGCUGCUUUUCAAAGAGGUGUAGAUCAAUCUAUACGAGUCAGUAUUGAUACAGAUCUUCGAAUGUCCGCUGAAGAUUUUGGAUUAGGUCAUCAUUGGAGAUAUAAAGGAGUGGAUUCACCUGUUUCUCACUUUCCUUAUGCUGUGGUGGAAAUUAAAUUACAAUGUGCUGAGAAUGAACGUAUUGCACCUUGGAUUGAAGAAUUAAUGAGUUGUCGAUAUAUGGAAAGCGUUCCAAAGUUUAGUAAAUAUGCACAUGGUAUUGCAUCCUUAUAUGGUCAUACCCCUUUUAUCAAGAUGGUACCUUAUUGGAUGCAUCAACUUGAUAUUGAUAUUCGCGCCUCUACGAAACCCGAACAAAAUCAAUGGGAUCCCACUGUAGGAAUCGCCUCUGGCUGUUGGGAACGCACAACAGAUCGAUUAAUCUUCGGUGUGGGUCACGCACAGACACAAACCGUCGGGGCAUCAGAGGCUCGUUUUCUACCACGCACAGACUAUACACGUAUUUAUCAGAAAGUAUUGAAAAGUGUAAGAAUUGAGAAAGGGGAAGGAGAUUCCGAUACACAGUCCAUAAGCAGCACUGGACAACAACAACAACAACAACUCGCUCCUGUUGUUCAAUAUGAUGUGGAUCGACGUCAUAAUGCCUACACUGUAUUUCAUCUCUAUCCUUACGCUGAGUAUGGAGUGGAAUCUCUUUGUUUCAAUCCUGCAGGAGGGAAAAAUGCUGCUGCUGAAGUUUUCUCAGGUCUUAUACCGUGGCAAACAGGAAAACGUAUUCGCGUUCCCCAGAAAUAUGAUCCCAAGACCUUACUAACAUCUGAACGAUAUAUGGUGAAAUGGGCAGAACAGGCAACCCGACUUGGUUUGGCAGGAUUGGCUGUAAUUCGCUUUGGUAACAGUAUGAGUUUACCAAAUGAUGUUGUACAAUUACCUUCUUUCUGGAGAUCCAAUUUUCAUAUUAUUUUGGGUACAACUAUGGUUGCUAUUGCUGUACUUACUUUGGGUUACGCAUAUAUUACGUUUAAAGCACGUGCGCGGCGUGUGUACGCUAGAAAAAAGAUACGCUACGAUGAUAAGAAUGGUCCAACAGCCUUAACGUUUAUUCUUAUUGGUGGACUCCUUAUCACGGCAAUGACACAUAUAAUGAUACGCUAUGGACCUAUGCUUACAGGAAAUGAUGAGUUUUAG